This is a messenger RNA of Tupaia belangeri chinensis (Chinese tree shrew), 213 nucleotides long. RefSeq names its product putative 60S ribosomal protein L39-like 5. The record is from RefSeq and is a predicted model, not a curated record. Lineage: Eukaryota; Metazoa; Chordata; Mammalia; Scandentia; Tupaiidae. Gene Ontology annotation, molecular function: structural constituent of ribosome. Gene Ontology annotation, cellular component: ribosome; cytosolic large ribosomal subunit. Gene Ontology annotation, biological process: translation. The coding region runs from base 1 to 213 and encodes 70 amino acids. The transcript has a single exon.
AUGUUUGCUCUGCCUUCCUCCGCCAUCGUGGUGCGUGCGGCCAUUCUGUUCUUCACUACAUCUUCUCACAAGACUUUCGGACUCAAGCAGUUUCUGGCCAAAAAACAGAAGCAAAAUCAUCCCAUUCCCCAGUGGAUCCAAAUGGAAACUGGUGAUAAAAUCAGGUACAACUGCAAGAGGAGACGCUGGAGAAGAACCACGCUGGGUCUCUGA